AUGCAACAUAUGUAUGGAAAUAGUAGUAAUGAAAAUUUAUCAUUACAACGCGAUAAUGAAGUCUAUGGUCAAUCGUCGCAUUUUACACAAAAUUCUUUACAAUCUCAUGUGCAAUAUCAACAUGAAAAUCAAUCAAUUUCGCCCCAACAAUCUUCUGCAAGUGAUAUUGAUGAAGCAUCACCAACACCAUCAUCUUCACUCAAUCGAACAAAUAAUAUAGUACCAAAUAAAAUAGUUAAAAAAAAGAAACAAACAAAAAAGAAACGUAAAGAUCCUAAUGAACCUCAAAAGCCUGUCUCGCCAUAUGCAUUAUUCUUUCGUGAUGCACAGAAUGAUAUAAAAAAGAAAUUAUCUAAUCCUUCAUUUGGAGAAAUCUCCAAAGUUGUCGCACAUAUGUGGGAAAAUAUUGAACCGGAAAUAAAAGAACAAUAUAAACGUAAAGCAGCUACAGCUAAAAAAGAAUAUCUUAAACAAUUAGCUGCAUAUCGUGCUGUUCAAAUUUCACAUCAAACACCUAAUAUGUCUCAUUUUCUUCAUCAAACUUCUUUACCAUUUAAUUCACUUCAACAUCAACAAAAACCCUAUCAUACAGGAUCUGUAUUACCUACCAAUCAUCCUCAUCAUCAUAAUAAUAAUAAUCAUUCUUUCCAUCAAUUCUGUCCAUCAUCAUCAUCUACUCAACAUCAAACACAAUCCUAUAAUAAUUUUCAUUAUUUAAAUACAUUUCCUCAAGAUAAUUCAAAUGUAUAUCAUGCUGAUCAUUCAAAUUAUUUCUCGAAUCAUUCUCAUCCAACAUAUUCAUCCUAUGAUUCAAACAAUAAUUAUCCUGAUUAUCAUCAAUAUGGUUUACUUCGACCAGCUAUUGAAUCGGAACAUUAUUCAUCUUAUUAUUCUCCAUUAUCCAUUGAUAAUGAACAUAUAAAAACCAAUGAAAAUUUAUUACAUAAUUUAAAUAAUAAUACACCACAUUAUACAGAUCUUACUUCUAUGACAAAUGGACAAGUUGAUAAACAUUAUGAUUAUGUGAAUAAUAUUCAUCAUGGUUCAAAUGAAAGAAAAGAUGAUCAUUCAUCAUUAGUAUCAGUUUCUAAUGAAAAUAAUUUUUAUUGGAAUCAACCAACAUGUUUAACCACACAGUGGUGA
This is a messenger RNA of Adineta steineri, 1143 nucleotides long. The record is from the annotation of a GenBank genome assembly. Lineage: Eukaryota; Metazoa; Rotifera; Eurotatoria; Adinetida; Adinetidae.